This is a messenger RNA of Panonychus citri (citrus red mite), 4349 nucleotides long. Its product is annotated as ATP-binding cassette sub-family G member 1-like. Gene Ontology annotation, cellular component: plasma membrane. The transcript has 2 exons. Gene Ontology annotation, molecular function: ATP hydrolysis activity; ABC-type transporter activity; ATP binding. The record is from RefSeq and is a predicted model, not a curated record. Lineage: Eukaryota; Metazoa; Arthropoda; Arachnida; Trombidiformes; Tetranychidae. Bases 1518 to 3941 code for a protein of 807 amino acids.
UGGUCAUCAUUUGUCUUUUACCUGUUCAACUAAAUUGAUAAUAUACGAAAAAGUUAAUUAACUGAAAAUUUUACCUUUUCUUUUCUCUAUACAUUUAUAGUGAUCAACUAAUUCUAAACAAUUAAUAUUCAACAUUGUCCAACAAUCAACAAUAUCAACGAAAAUUGUUAAUCACCUUACCCAAAGUUGCUGUUAAUUAAAUUGUUAAUUCGUGAUAAUAUUUAAUCAUAGAUUGGAGAGAUAAACAAACAAUUGUCAACACCCGAUUUGUGAACGUUAAUCAAUCAAUCGAAAUCAACACAAUCAACAAAUAAUUUAAAACUUUUCUUUCUUACAAUUAAUUGUUAAUCAGAUAAUUAAGGUGUAAUUAGAUUAUUAAUUGUUACCUUAACGUUGUUGAUCAUUGAUCAAGUUUCAUUUUCCUCAAUUAUUGGCCUUUAAUUCAAUUUCUUUGGUGGAUUUUUCAUUCAAUUCUCUUGAUUAAUUCUGGUGGAUUAACUCAUUUGGAUUCAAUUGAGUUUGAUUAACAAUAACAAUAACUAUUAUGAGGAGAUCACAAAUGAUCAUUACCAAAACCAUUGGAUUAACUAUUGUUAUUAAUCAAUCAACUACUCUAAUCCAACAACAACAACAAGGCGAUUCUAUAAGAUCAACAAGUCCUUGAUUAACAUUUUUCGCAAAUCACAAUCAAUCUUGAUAGAUUCAAGCGUGACACCUACAAGUUUCAUCCACAAUUAACAGUCAACAAUCAACUGAUCAUAUUCGCAAUCAUAAUCUAAUCGAAAAUUAAGUUUUACCUUCGUUUUCUUCAUCUUUCUAUCUCUCUCCUUAAUCUUGUCCCUCUAUCGACUUUUCAUCUCAUCGAAAAACGGAUAACGUUCAAUCUGACGAUUUAUCCUCAUAAUCUCAUAUAAUAUAAUCACAACAAUUAAUCAUCAAUAAUUAACCUUAACUUUGACCUAAAUUCAUUGAUCGAAUCCGCAGAAGACAAAAAAAAGUUAUCACUUCUAUUUAGAAAUCAUAAUUAACCAGUUUGAUUGUUGUGAAUACUUUUUUCUGUUGUUUCUGUUGUUUAAUUGCUUACAAUUAAUUUUGAUUAGAGCUGAAAAAAAAACUUCUCUUCAAUUUAUAUUAAUUCACAGUUAAAUCAUCAUCAUCAUAAAUCAUCAUCAAAGUUGAUCAACGAAAAUUAUCAACAAUCAAAACCGCCGAGAACCUUUUUUUUGUGAUUCACCGUAAACUUAAGGCACGACGACGAUACCCAAAAGUCCAACGGUUCACCCGUUACCAGGUCAUCACAAGUGACCCCGUGUGACGUAACGGGAAAGUGUGAACCCAUAGGAAAUCGUUACCGUGAUUGUUGUAACGGUUUAAAUAACCAAUCAGCUGAUCCUGAUAAUCAACCAUCUAAACAGGUAACCAACAUUCAGCAUCACGGAUUAUCAUCAGGAUCAUCAACAAUCAAACCGAUUGAUUUGAGUGGUAAAAAGUUAUCACCACCGUCAACAAAUAACAUCAUGUGUCCACCUCAAGUGACCACCGUUGAUGAAAACAAUCAUGUGGCCGUUGUCUGGCGAAACCUUACCGUUUAUAAACCAAUGGAUCUACUUGACGGUUUCCUGGUUAAAUCCAUGUCCCAUAAAUGUCGUAAGGCCAUUUUACGAAACAUUUCAGGUGUCUUUCGAUUCCAUGAUCUAUCCGCUAUCAUGGGACCUUCAGGUGCUGGUAAAACAACAUUGUUACAAUGCUUAUUUGGUACAUGGUCAGGUCGUUAUAAGGGUAAAAUCUAUCGUAAUCCAUUAGCAAAUAAGGCCUCAUUUAUAACCCAAAAAGAGGAAGAUCACUUGUUCCCUUGUUUAUCGGUUAUUGAAUCCAUUUUUUAUGCUUCCCGUUUAAAGGGUGCUCAAAAUGAGUCCAAGGUUGUUGAAGAGCUUAUUGAUCAACUUGACCUUCGUAAUUGUCGCCAUACUUUGGUACACUCAUGUUCGGGUGGUCAACGUAAACGUUUGGUUAUCGCUCAAGAAUUGGCCUCAGAGGUUAAACCUAAAAUUUUAUUCAUCGAUGAGCCAACAUCAGGUUUAGAUUCAAACGUUUCUUUUACCGUAUUAACUCAAUUGCAAAAACUUUGCAUGGCCCAUGGAAUGGCCAUAAUUGCGACAAUUCAUCAACCCUCAUACAAGAUUCUUAAACUGUUUGAUCAACUUUACGUUCUUUCACGAGCAGGUAAAUGUCUUUACCAAGGUAGACCGGAAGUACUUCGCUCAUAUUUAUCUCAAUUCCAGGUUAAUUGUCCAAAUGGACAUAAUCCAGCGGAUGUUAUCAUUGAUGCCGCUGCGAUAAAUACAGUUUGCCUUUUGGACGAAGAAGAACCAACCGAUUGCUUUAGUCGAAGCCAUCGAUCAUCUCGAUCAUCAUCUAAAUCCUCAUCAGCAGUCGCCAAGUCACAAGUCAAUAAAACGACAACCAAUUUAUCAUCAAAUUCCUGUCACCUUUACCCUUUCACCUCACAUUUUACAACAACAACAAAUAAUUGUCUCAAUAACUGUAAUCACACCAACAAUCAUAAUAAUUGUCUUCAUCUUUCACCACCACCAACAUCCUUCUCAUCUCAUCCAAUUUCAUACUCAUCCUCAUCACCACCAAAUGGACCUGCAAGUCAACAACAACAACGUAAAAAUCACCAACAACAACAACCCAAAGAGUCAACGACAAUUUCAAUAGUAACACCAUUAGAUGAGAAAGAAUUAUUAAAAGUUCGAUUAUUAGAAGAAUCUUCUGCCAAGUUGAUUGAAUUCGAAAUGGAUUCAAUUGAUACCAGUUCAAUGUCUGAAGUUGAAGAAAUGAGAGAAAAUCGGAAUCACCUUAGCCUUCGCCAUAUGAUGUAUCUACUUCGACGUUCAUUUCUCCAUGGUACUUGUCGUGAACCUUUAUGGUUAUUUAUUCGUGUUGGUUUACAUGUAAAUUCAGCUGGAUACUAUUAUCGACCCAAUUGUACGGAGCAAGUUCCACUUUCCCGUCUUCGUGAGGAAUCAAAUAUCGAUAGGAACAUAUCUUACCUAUUUUUCAAUCUACUUUUCCUCAUGUUUGCCGCUCUCAUGCCAACGGUGUUAACCUUUCCCUCUGAGAUAAAAAUCUUUAUGAAUGAACAUCGUAACGGAUGGUAUUCAACCGCCUCCUAUUAUAUGGCCAAAACAUUAACAGAAUUCUGGAUUCAGUUAAUCCUUCCCUACCUCUAUUCCCUAUUCACUUAUUAUACAACCCAACAGAUUGGCCUGAAUUCAUGGGUAGACGCGAUCCCCUUUGCCACCAAGUCAUCAAGAUUUAAUAACUUUGUCUCAAUAUCAAUUCUUGCCUCUUAUAUAGCCCAAGGGGUUGGCUUCUUUAUCGGAGCCAUUUUCACCACCAAUUUUAACAUCUCCAUUUUCGUGGCCACCGUUAUAAUGUUAUUCAAUUUUCUUUUCUCUGGUUUCUUUGUACGAUCCAAUUCAAUGGGUCGAGCACAAUUUAUAACUUACCUUUCCUUUAUACGAUUCGCUUUUGAGGCCAUUCUAUUAACCAUUUAUGGACAGAAAAGAUGCCACUCCGAUGAGAAUGGUGUCCGUCUAAGUGAUUCUGGUUCGUCUUUUGCAUCAAACGAUCAAAGUGAUUCUGAGUAUAAUAAUGUGAUCUCCGUAGUGAUGUUCAAAUUUGAGCUCAAUGAUAAAGAUUAUUCAACCCAUUUUACCGCUCUAACAUUUCACCUUAUCCUUUGGAGGUUGGUGACAUUUUUCAUCCUUUACUGUAAAGUUAAUCCGGAGAUUAAUUUCCGUUUCCCUAAUUUAUCCUGUUUAUCACCAAGGAAAAUUUUCUCAGCCAAAUGCUGUCUCUAUUUUUCAACCCUUGUAAUAAUUAUAUCUUUAGCUUUUAUCAUUUUUUCCGUCUAUUAUUUAAUCACUGAGUGAUUAAUACAAUCUAAAUUUAAAUCGUAAUCUCGUAAACAAAAUCAACACCAUAAUCUAUAAACACACACACACACACAAUACAAUUAAUUACACCAGGAUGAUGAUGAUGAUGACCACCACCUCCACCACCACCACGAUGACCACCACCUCCAUCAAUCUUUGCCCCACUUCCUCCUCCCAAUUGCAGCAUUUACAAUGGAUCCAAAUUUCCCGCGAAAAACUUUUAAUCAAUUAUAUGAGAAACUAAAAAAAAAACCAAUCGACAACAAUUAACAAUUUAAUUAUAUCAAUUGUAAGCAUAAUUAUAAUUUCAAAUUAAUUUGAUUUAAAUGAAAUACACACAAAAAAAUACAUACAUUGUAAUAAUAAUAAUGAGAUAAUAAUUAUAUUGUUUCAAUUGAUUGUUAA